UGUGAGCUGCGGCUGCAUGACAGAAGGGUGUGAAAACUGAGAAAAAGCUUUUCCUGCUUCUCACACUCUUAACUCCCGCUGUUGCCACGUCUUGCUGCACCUUCACCGUCUCAGACGCGCACUGGUUGCCUGCCCCAGAGGCGACAUGGAGCAGGAGGGGAUGCUGGUCCAGUCCGUGUACUACGGCAGAAUUGGAAGCGAGGCCACGGAGAGGCUGCUGGAGAGGUUUGGACGCGACGGCAGCUUUCUGCUGAGAGACAGCGACACCAUGCAGGGGGCCUACUGUCUGUGUGUGAGGAAGACGCCGUUUGUGCACACAUACAGGCUCGUGGGCUCCGCCGACGGCUGGUGUCUUGAGAAUUCAGGAGUCGGGCAGCAGAGAUUUAGGACACUGGAAACACUCAUAGAGAGCUGCAGAACGGGCACGGCCUCCGGUGUCAGAACAGUUCCCCUCUUAGAUCCACUGGACAGAACCCAGAUACAAGCUGUGAAAUGUCUUUCGUAACUCAUGAGCUGCUCGCUCGACUCUCACACAGCUCCAGCUGUUUCCUCUGCAGAGUUUGCCUACAUGGAAAUGAGCAGCAGCAGCAGCGGCUCUGUCACUUGAGACUGGGCCUCUGGAGUGGCAGACCAACGCUGCUGAUCAGGUGGACAGACUGAAGAUGAGAGAGGGGGCAUAUCAAGGAUCUGCAUGUAUUCUAACAUACUGUCUUUUUCAUGAAUUAUACUGUAUAUAUAUAUAUGGCCGAUAUAUACAAACAGCUUGUGUCUUUGGUCAGUUUUUCUCUCGUGGGACAGAGGUAAUGUGGGAUUUACCGCAGGACUUAUGUAAAGACAAGAGUUAGGAUGUAUGGAUGUGACGCUGUAUAUUACAAUGCAAUACGUAGUGUAUAUUAACACAACUGCGUCUGUGUAUACAGUGUAUCAUUUGUUGCUUAACUCUCGUUUCGUGGCUUUCGGCACCAAUAAAAGCUUAAGACGU
Scophthalmus maximus (turbot) is the source of this 982-nucleotide messenger RNA. Its product is annotated as SH2 domain-containing protein 1A. Bases 146 to 505 code for a protein of 119 amino acids. Lineage: Eukaryota; Metazoa; Chordata; Actinopteri; Pleuronectiformes; Scophthalmidae. The transcript has 4 exons. The record is from RefSeq and is a predicted model, not a curated record.